AUGACGGAUGCCAUGAACAUGUAUUUCUAUCAUUACAGAGUUCGGGUCGUCUCCUCUGCGUAUCCUCUCGAUGCUGCUCGGAUGAGUAUUUUCUGGUCGCGGAACGCAGUCGUUUCGCCCGCUUUGCUCCAGACAUUCCUCUUCCUGGCUGCCACGCAUAAAGCGGCUCUGGAGUCUAAUAAAGGGGUCUCGUCCCAGGUUACUCAAAAGUCUUUCAGAGAUUCCAUCCGUUUCCGGGUUAAUGCCAUCAGAACCUUGAACGACCUUCUCCAGGAUCCCACAACAGCGGCAGCAGAAUCUACCAUAAUGCUUGUGGGUGCAAUUAUGUCAUUCGAGGCACUCAAUGCAGAGUUCAAGUCACUGCAGGCUCAUAUGGAAGGCCUAAAAACACUUAUAAGAUUGAAAGGCGGGUUGCAUGCAUUGAAUCAUAUGACGCUGUCAAAAAUAUACCAGUACAAUGCCCUUCUCAUUUCCGUCAGCGACGUGGCCUGUGCGGCUCUGCAGAAUUCAAGGCCAAGCUUCCCGAUGUUGCCUAGAUUUCGUAGCGGGAUCCUGCAGGAAGCAAGAAUGUUCCACAGAGGCGUUAGCGACUUUGGAUCUGGGAUCCCUGCUGCUCUAACCUCUCUCGGCACUCGUUUUGCCAGGACUUCCUGGUAUUCCGAGCUAGAUUCAUCCAUGAAAUACACUAUCGACGUAUGCCAACGGCUCCUUUUGCACCUUGAGAUGGCAACUAUAAUACCCAAUGUUGUCAUGCCCACAGACAAUGACCUCUACCUUCUUUUCCAACAUCAUCUCCUUUCCCUCCACUACCCCAUUCGAAAAAAUGAUUUGAAUGAGCCAAUUCGUCGAACGCUCUUCAUAUACUUAUUCCUGUUUGUCUCGUACUUCCAGAGCUUCCCAAUUAUGCAGCACCUGGUUGAUGCGCUCAGAGAAAGCAUAGUCCUUAGGCUUCCAUAUUUGGAGGUUACCGCUCCCGACUUACUAUUCUGGAUUCUCUUCAUUGGAGGCAUGGCGUCGCAGGGAUACAGCUCCCAUCCAUGGUUUGUGGUUCAUACUAGGGCCAUGGCGGCUCGUCUUGACCUGGAGCAAUGGGACAAGGCCCGACCUGUGCUCAUGGAGUUUUUCUACACUGGUCAACCUGGACAGAAGGGGGCGGAGGACUUGUGGAAUGAGGUGCUGGCCCCUUCAUACCCUUAUAUAGCUCCCAAACCUGCGUUGGCGGCUCUCGAAAUCCAUCGGACGAAUUGA
This is a messenger RNA of Aspergillus udagawae, 1248 nucleotides long. RefSeq lists its product as uncharacterized. NCBI's taxonomy places the organism in Eukaryota, Fungi, Ascomycota, Eurotiomycetes, Eurotiales, Aspergillaceae. The transcript has 4 exons. The record is from RefSeq and is a predicted model, not a curated record. Bases 1 to 1248 code for a protein of 415 amino acids.